AUGAUAGGUAGUAUUUAUCCCAAAGUAUCACUCGUAACCAGGUCGACAUUAUAUCAAUAUGCUAGGGCUAAUGUGGUAGGAGCUAGUUGGCACACCACCAAGAAAGAGGGCAACUCGAUAGUUAGAAAACCGCUGGUAUUUAGAUCAGGAUUUCAUUCUAGCUCAAUACAAAGACAAUCGAUUAAAGAUCCGUAUAAAGCACUUGGUUUGAAUAGUAAAGCUUCUCAAUCGGAGAUUAAGAAGGCCUACUAUAAAUUAGCCAAGAAAUAUCAUCCGGAUAUUAAUAAAGAACAAGAUGCAGAAAAGAAGUUCCACGAUUUACAAAACGCUUAUGAGAUCUUAUCUGAUGAGACCAAACGUAAACAGUACGAUCAAUUUGGCGCUGCUGCAUUUGAUCCAAAUUUUGCUAAUUCUCAAGGUCAUCCUGGCGGAUUUGGUGGAUUUGGUGGUGGAGGGGGUGCUGCAGGUAAUCCAUUUGGAGAUUUUGGUGGUAUCAAUUUCGAAGAUCUUUUCGGUGCUGCAUUCAGUGGUCGGAAUGGUGGAGCAGGAAAUGCUGGGAAUCCAUUUGGGAAUGCCGGAGGUGCUAAUCGUAUGAACAUGUUUAGGGAGUAUAAAGGUGACUCAAUACAUGUCUCAUGUAAAUUGGACUUCAAGGAUGCUGUAUUUGGGAAGAAGAACGUUAAAUUGACAUUUAAUUCAUUUGAUCAAUGCCAUACUUGUCAUGGUUCUGGUAUGAAGAGUGGUGCUGCCAAAGAAACUUGUCAAAGUUGUCAUGGUAGUGGUACCAAAGUUCAUAUUAGAGGUGGUUUCCAAAUGAUGUCUACUUGUAAUGAAUGUCAGGGUGAAGGUAGCACAGUUAAAGCUGAAGAUGUAUGUCAUAGUUGUCAUGGUGAUGGUGUCGAAUUUAAACAUAACAAGACUAUCAAUGUUGAUUUGCCAAAUGGAUUACAAGAUGGUGAUGCCAUUAGAAUCUCCAGUCAAGGGUCAUACCCUCAAAUGGCUGUAGACCCUGAGAUGGCAAAGAAUGUAAGAAUGACUAGAGGUGAUAUUAUUGUCACUAUUCAUGUGGAUAAGGACCCAAAGUUUUCGAUCAAGAACAAGUAUGAUAUUUGGUAUCAAAUGGACAUUCCUAUCACUACUGCAGCUCUUGGUGGUACAGUUGAAAUACCGACAGUAGAUGGAACGAAGAUUAGAUUGAAAGUUCAAGCUGGUACUCAACAUGAUGAAGUCAUUUCAAUACCAAACAUGGGUGUUCCACGUCCAGGGAUGUUGGGACAAGGGGGGCGUGGUCAUAUGAAGGUUCAGUACAGGAUAGUAAUGAAAAAACCACAAUCUAAAGCAGAGAAAUGUUUAUGGGAGGCAUUAGCAGAUGUAACACAUGAUUCCAUGGCAAAAAGAACUAUGAACAUAACACUCGACGGAAUUAAUGGCAAUCAAUCGAACUCUUCUGGAUCUACUAAGAAUAACUCAGGAAAUGCUGCAUCUAAUCCAGAUGAACCAAAUGCAUUGAGUAGAUUAGAAAAGUUUAUCUCCGGUGCAUUUAAAAAAAUAAAAGGUGAUAAAGAUUAA
Molecule: messenger RNA, 1569 nt
Organism: Maudiozyma barnettii
Lineage: Eukaryota; Fungi; Ascomycota; Saccharomycetes; Saccharomycetales; Saccharomycetaceae
Gene: MDJ1
Product: Mdj1p
Exons: 1
Coding region: 1-1569 (522 amino acids)
Biological process (GO): protein refolding; response to heat
Cellular component (GO): cytoplasm
Molecular function (GO): ATP binding; heat shock protein binding
Source: RefSeq, a predicted model, not a curated record